Messenger RNA from Thlaspi arvense, 1164 nucleotides. NCBI's taxonomy places the organism in Eukaryota, Viridiplantae, Streptophyta, Magnoliopsida, Brassicales, Brassicaceae. The record is from the annotation of a GenBank genome assembly.
AUGAUCAGAUUCUGCAAAAGCUGCUUUUUCAUCCUCAGCUUUUGCGUCCUGCUUCUCCUAGUCCCUCGUCGGGCGGCCGCCCUGAGCAUCGACCUACCCAGCAUUAAUCAGACAGCCAAGGCGAUCCUGAAUGUUUCCGGCAACGCCUCUAUCUCGAAUGAUGGCCUCGAUCUCACCAAAGACACCUACUAUGCCGCUGCUAUGGGCGAUAACUGCGGCCAGGCGGUAUACAAGGAGCCCCUCCAUCUCUACGACAACGCCUCUGGCGAGGUAAUCAGCUUCACCACCCACUUCUCCUUCCUCAUCUACUCCCCUGACCGUUACGCCGACGGCAUUACCUUCUUCCUCGCCCCUGUCGGCACCUCCAACUUCACCAACGGCUCAGCCAUCGGCCUUCCCCUCAAACAACACUCCUUCGUCGCCGUGGAGUUCGACACUUUCCCCAAUUACGAAUGGGACUCACCGAAUUUCAGUUAUUCACACCCCACACACGUGGGUAUCAACGUCCACAAUAUGAGUUCUGUUAAGUUUUCAAAGUGGGACACCAAUAUAUCCAACGAGAAUGUGCGUUAUGAAGCAUAUAUUAGUUAUGGUUCUGGAUCGAGAAUUUUCGGUGUCAAUUACUCAAACUUUGUUAAUGGCUCCACUUUCUUCAGCAGCAUCCAGUACUUGAUCGAUCUGAGGGAUUACUUGCCAGAACGAGUCAUCUUUGGCUUCACGGGCGCUACAGGGCUCCAUUUUGAGAAAAAUACUAUCAUGUCCUGGCAAUUUAACUCGACCACUUUGCGAGUCGACGAAAAGGGGAAGAAAAAUAAGCGGAAGAAAAAUAAGGCUUCAGUGCUUCUUCAAGCUGCAGAUGCGAGGUUAGCCGACGAUUUUGGUCAACAGGAGAUGGAAAGGUUGAUGAUCGUGGGGCUCUGGUGCGCUCACCCAGAUUAUAGUCUCGGCCUUCAAUUAGGCAAGCGAUUAAUGUGCUCAAUUUUGAAGCUCCACUUCCUGUUCUCCCUGCAAAGUUGCCUGAACCGACGUAUUUGGCUCCCGCACUUUCGCUCCCCCUCUACUCUGACACCGGUUCCUCCGAGAGCAGCCAAGGCCAGUCGUCGAGUUAUACUCACAACACAGGCUCCUCACACUUCAGCUCGGCAUCAGCAGCCUCUUCUUUAG